Messenger RNA from Daldinia vernicosa, 1957 nucleotides. Its product is annotated as Metallo-dependent hydrolase. Gene Ontology annotation, molecular function: deaminase activity. The record is from RefSeq and is a predicted model, not a curated record. Gene Ontology annotation, cellular component: cytosol. Lineage: Eukaryota; Fungi; Ascomycota; Sordariomycetes; Xylariales; Hypoxylaceae. Bases 120 to 1589 code for a protein of 489 amino acids. The transcript has 4 exons.
UUUCCAUACCCAAACCGUUUCCUAGAAUCGCCAUUGGUUCUUGUCUUAAUAAAUAUAGGUACUUAAUUCUAGUGUCAAAAGAAGGAUACUGUCCUGCAUCGAGGUCUAUUAUUGACAUCAUGUCUACAACUCCCUCGGGCUCAGUUCUCCUCUCCCGUGGAACGAUUAUAGCAUUCAACGAAGAGACUGAGGCUAUCGAGGUAGUUCGGAAUGGUUCCUUACUAAUUAGCGGCGACCGCAUUGCGGGGAUUUACGACACUGCUCGUCCGGAUAAUAUACCUUCGAAUACAGAAAUCGUUGAUUGUACGGAUAAGAUCAUUUCUCCUGGCUUCAUCGACACGCACCGACAUGGCUGGCAAACGGCUAUGAAGACCUUAGCCCCCAACACUACUCUACCAGAUUAUUUAGGUCGCUAUGCCGGGCAUGCACCUGCGCUCAUCUACUCAGCCGAAGAUGUGUACAUCGGACAACUUGCAGGGUUGCUCGAGGCUCUCAACGCCGGUGUAACAACUACGCUUGAUCACGCUCACAACACUUGGUGUAAAGAGCGAACGAAUGCUGGUCUUCAGGCAUCUGUCGACAGCGGAGCUAGGGUGUACUGGUGCCCUGCGUUCUCUCAUCACGACGCUUACUCGCUUACGGAUCAAAUCGCCAAUUUCAAAGAGUUAGCUAAGUCUAAUUCGGCAUCUAGCCUAACCACCGUAGGUGCCGCAUAUGAUCUUUGGACAAUAUCUCCGCCAAAGGACGUUGAAGCUGUGAUUUCCGUCAUUAAGGAGUUGAAGAUUCCGGUGUUGACAACCCACCAUCUGGGGGGUCCGUGGUCGAUUGAUAACUCACCAGAACUUCUUCACCGUCUCGGAAUUUUGGACACGGAGACGGCGGUCGUCUUCUCCCAUUCUAUGGCCAUUACGCCGGCAGGGGCCAGCCUUCUUCGAUCGACUAACCAGUUCAUCUCGAUAACGCCCGAGUCGGAGAUGCACUAUGGCCAUUCUCACCCAAAUGCGCAUCUGAUACAGGAGCAAAGCUCGCUUGGUGUAGACACAUUCUUCACCUUCUCAACAGAUCUAAUGACCCAAGCGCGAAUUUGGCUUCAGCGAACUCGCUCUAGGGUCUACGACCAAGUCCUCGCGGAUUGGAAGAUCCCUAAAAAUAAUCCAAUGUCCGUCAACCAAGCCUUUCUGAUGGCCACUCGGCAGGGUGGACUCGCGCUCAGACGCCCCGACUUAGGCGUGAUCCGCGUCGGUGCAAAGGCGGACUUAGUGGUCUUCAAUGGCCGGUCGCCUGGAAUGCUAGGAUGGCUUGAUCCCGUCGCGGCGGUGAUUUUGCAUGCGAACGUUGGAGAUAUCGACCACGUAAUAGUGGAUGGCAAGUUUCAGAAACGAGACGGAAAAUUGACUUACGACAAUUAUGAUGCAGUCGUGGACCGUUUCCUUGCAAGUGUAGAAAGAUUACAGAAAGCCGCUGUCGGAAGCCCCGCGCCUGUUCUCGAGGGGCGUUUCUGGGGAGGUUGCGAAUAUGGCCAUGCCACGGAAGUAAAUAUUUCCCGGGGGUCCGGCACAGGCUACGGAAAGCAGUUCGUCGAGAAGUAAGGAUCUUUAUAGCAAGAAUCUGGCGUGUGUUAGGUGUCUAGGAAACUCAACUCCGGAGUUAUCUUAUUCAAGGCAUGUAUAAGUACUCGUAUUGGAUCGCGUGACUUGGUGUCGAGGAUACUAGCGAUUUUAUGUGUCCUGUCGAAGUUAAUGUAUUCGGAAUAUUCCGUACAUAUGGAGAGCCUGGUAGUUUCAUUCCAGCGAUAAGUUGAAUUUGGUAAUCUCUCCUCGAGGCCGGAGUUAGACCACUUCUUAUCAUUUCAUUAUAUCGUUAAUAUAUCCCCACGUUUAUUUUAUUUACCUUUGAUAUAGGUAGGUAGCUAUACGGGUCACGAAUAUUUCAUACGACACUUCCUUUUGAUCAAAAA